Messenger RNA from Plasmodium yoelii, 1698 nucleotides. RefSeq lists its product as uncharacterized. Gene Ontology annotation, molecular function: ATP binding; calcium ion binding; calcium-dependent protein serine/threonine kinase activity. Gene Ontology annotation, cellular component: nucleus; cytoplasm. Gene Ontology annotation, biological process: peptidyl-serine phosphorylation; protein autophosphorylation; intracellular signal transduction. The record is from RefSeq and is a predicted model, not a curated record. The coding region runs from base 1 to 1698 and encodes 565 amino acids. NCBI's taxonomy places the organism in Eukaryota, Apicomplexa, Aconoidasida, Haemosporida, Plasmodiidae. The transcript has a single exon.
AUGUGUGAACAUAAAGUUAAUAAUAAACAUGAUGGUGAAUUUGUAAACUUAAAAGAAAAAAAUGAACAUAAUCAUUGUGGAAUCACAAAAAGUACAAUAGCAGAUUGUGAUGAAGAUUACUCAAUUAUUACAUUAUGUACAAAAUGUUUAUCAACAAAAACAGAUGUAAAUAAAAAUAAAAUAAUAUUAGACAGUAAAGCACUUAAAGAUAGUCGAACAAAACGUCGUUCAAGUGUUAAUAUAGAUAUAGAUAUCCUUAACAAUAAUUUAAAUUUGUCACCAUAUUUUGAUAGAUCACAAAUAAUUCAAGAAACGGUUCUUAUGAACAAUGAUGAUUUGGCAGAACUUUAUGAAUUAGAUAAAUAUAAAUUAGGUAAAGGAUCAUAUGGAAAUGUAGUAAAAGCUAUAAAUAAAAAAACAGGUCAAGCAAAAGCUAUAAAAAUAAUAGAUAAAAAAAGAAUAAAUAAUAUUGAAAGAUUAAAAAGAGAAAUAUUAAUUAUGAAACAAAUGGAUCAUCCAAAUAUUAUAAAAUUAUAUGAAGUAUAUGAAGAUAGUGAAAAAUUAUAUUUAGUUUUAGAAUUAUGUACAGGUGGUGAAUUAUUUGAUAAAAUAGUAAAACAUGGAAGCUUUUCAGAAUAUGAAACAUAUAAAAUAAUGAAACAAAUAUUUUCAGCUUUGGCAUAUUGUCAUAGUAAAAAUAUAAUUCACAGAGAUUUAAAACCAGAAAAUAUAUUAUAUGUUGAUAGUUCUGAUGAUUCACCAAUACAAAUAAUAGAUUGGGGUUUUGCAAGUAAAUGUAUGAACAAUCAUAAUUUAAAAUCCGUUGUCGGAACCCCUUAUUAUAUUGCACCAGAAAUUCUAAAAGGUAAAUAUGAUAAAAAAUGUGAUAUUUGGAGUAGCGGUGUAAUAAUGUAUAUUUUACUUUGUGGAUAUCCACCUUUUAAUGGAAAAAAUAAUGAUGAUAUAUUAAAAAAAGUAAAAAAAGGAGAAUUUGUUUUUGAUUCUAAUUAUUGGUCUAAAAUAAGUUUAGAUGCAAAAGAAUUCAUUUGUGAAUGUUUAAAUUAUAAUUAUAAAGAAAGAAUAGAUGUACAUAAAAUUGUAAAUCAUAAAUGGUUUGUAAAAUUUAAAACAUACAAUCAUAUAACUAUUAAUAAACAUUUAAGUAAAGAAUUAAUAGAAAAAUUUAAGAAAUUUCAUAAAUUAUGUAAAAUAAAAAAAUUAGCUAUUACAUGUAUUGCAUAUCAAUUAAAUAAAAAAAAAUUUGGAAAAAUGAAAAAAACUUUUGAAGCUUUUGAUCAUAAUGGUGAUGGGGUUUUAACUAUAUCAGAAAUCUUUCAAUGUUUAAAAGUUGGUGAUAAUGAAAUAGAUAGAGAUUUAUAUUAUUUAUUAAAACAACUUGAUACAGAUGGUAAUGGUUUGAUCGAUUAUACAGAAUUUUUAGCAGCAUGUUUGGAUCAUUCUAUUUUAGAACAAGAUGCUAUUUGUAGAAAUGCUUUUAAAGUUUUUGAUGCAAAUGGAGAUGGAAUCAUUACAAAAGAUGAACUUUUAAAUGUUCUUUCUUUUUCAAAUGACCAAAUGCCAUUCAGUAAAGAAAUAAUUGAAAAUGUAAUAAAAGAAGUAGAUGCAAAUAAUGAUGGUUACAUUGAUUAUGACGAAUUUUAUAAAAUGAUGUCUGGAAGAUCUUCUAAAAUGGAAUAA